Balaenoptera musculus (blue whale) is the source of this 1549-nucleotide messenger RNA. It is a transcript of the gene NTPCR, whose product is annotated as nucleoside-triphosphatase, cancer-related. The transcript is spliced from 5 exons. Bases 429 to 977 code for a protein of 182 amino acids. Gene Ontology annotation, molecular function: ribonucleoside triphosphate phosphatase activity. The record is from RefSeq and is a predicted model, not a curated record. Lineage: Eukaryota; Metazoa; Chordata; Mammalia; Artiodactyla; Balaenopteridae.
AUUCAAGUUCAGCCCAGGGCUGGGCCUUGAGGGAGGCAAGAAAGACCCCUAGAGUGCAAUAUCGGAGAAGGCACUGCCUCCUAGAUGACGAAAAUGCAGGGUCGGCCCCGCAGGACCUGAGAGCCAUCCCCUCCUUUAAUUCUGUGCAGGGGUCCCUUUCUUGCCUCACCCUGGCCCCAGCCAACAGAGGCCCUUGCCUGAAAGGGAGGCCAAGCCCUCCGGAGGAAGGAUCAUGCUACACAGCAAAUGUUUAGACUGUAAAUCUUCCUCCAAAAGGCCCUGUGGCCAUUUACCAGAGUGUCUGUGUAUGAGGAAAGGUGAAUAAUCAGACUUUUCCAAGAUCACAGGACGCUGCUGACUCUAAACUGAAACCAAUUUCUGCAGCCAAGACACCACUGUGCCCCACUUGCUAGGCAGAACGGGGGCUUAUGAAGGGAGGGGUUGGAAAAACAACGUUGAUCCAGAAAGCCAGUGAAGUUUUAAAGUCCUCUGGCGUGCCUGUCGACGGGUUUUAUACCGAAGAAGUCAGACAGGGAGGAAGAAGAAUAGGGUUCGAUGUUGUCACGUUGUCCGGCGCCCGCGGACCUUUAUCCAGGAUUGGGUCAGAGCUUCCGCCUGGAAAGCGUGAGUGCUGCGUUGGGCAGUAUGUGGUGGAUCUGACUUCCUUCGAGCAGCUGACGCUUCCAGUCUUGAGGAAUGCGGGUCCCAGAGGUGGCCCGGGGCAGAGCGUGUGUGUCAUCGACGAGGUGGGCAAGAUGGAGCUCUUCAGUCAGCCGUUCAUCCAGGCCGUUCGCCAGAUGCUGUCCCACCCGGGGACUGUCGUCCUUGGCACCAUCCCAGUACCCAAAGGAAAACCGCUGGCCCUCGUGGAAGAGAUAAGAACCCGAAACGACAUUAAGGUGUUCAGCGUCACCAAGGAAAACAGAAACCACCUUCUGCCAGAGAUUGUGACGUGUGUGCAGAGUGGCCGCAAGUGAAGACGACUUGUCCCUGCUUUUCUGCAGGUGAACACAUCUCUUGGAGAGGAGCCUGAGUUCCCUGCCUGUCCAGGUUUUUGGCCUUCGGGUUUAUGAAACCUUGGAGGCUUUUCCAGAGAAAGCCUGACAGCUGUUUUCCAUAAAAUGUUUAAAAGAUCAAAUUAGCCUUAAUGCUGGAUUGACUUUACAAGAUUAACAAUCCACUGUGACUUAUUUAUGCUGAGAGAUUUCUGUUUAUUUCCUCUUGCAGUUGUGCAUAUGAUUUGGGUAAAUUAUGAAAUGAGAAAUGGUUUUCGGAGUAUUAGGUGGAAUUUGCCCCAUUGAAGUUUAUAAAUGUGUUCAGGGAAGGGGGAGAGAAGAGUUCACUGCCUAAUCAGUUUUGCAUGUCAGGAAAAUUAAAUCCCUCUCCAGGAGCAGCUGCAGUCUCCUGCAACUUCGAGUGAUAACAGUUACUUGAUUUUUGAAAAAUCAGUAUGUCAAGAAAAGCCAUUUUCGGUCCUCCCCCUCCCCAUCUCUUAUUGUUUAUCUGUUUGCUUAUUGCUUAAUAAAAUAGAGGUAGAUGUGAUGAUUGC